AUGUGGCAAACCUCAUUAUUCGUAUUUUUAUGGAGAUUAUUACCGGCUCAAUACAAAAGUAUUAUAAAAUAUAUUAUCCAUUUACUGACCGGAAAAUGUGAACUAGAACGAAUUUGUGAAGAACAAAAAGGAGUAGAUACGAAUUAUGUGGUAACGAAACGGUUUGAGCAAAGUUUAGGAACAUCCAAACAGUUGGCAUCCUUGUUGGAGGAAAAUUCAAAUAAGGAGACAAAUAUAACAUUUUACUAUUUGAGUAGAAAAUUCACAGAUGUCGAUGAGGUUUACGGAAAAAUUAGAAAUAUCAAGGGGAAAAAUAGUUUUACAUCUGAACAUUCCAAGAAGGUUUGCAAAACUUGUCUUAGACACAUGAUCAAUCUCAAUCAAAGUAUCAAUUAUUUGGAUAAUUUGGCACGAACAUCCUUUGAAUUGAGUGACACAACACAUAAGAAUUUAUUAUUGAGCUUGUGGACAACGCUAAAACCAAAUCACACGCUCACAUUUAUGGACGAUAGAGAAGAAUUGACAUCUCCAGAUUGGAAGGAAAUUGGUUUUCAAGGGCUUCACCCAAAAACUGAUUUUAGAGGAAUGGGAAUGCUAGGAUUAGUUAAUUUACACCGAUUUGUGGUGUUAUACACAAGAGAAGCUCGUGAAAUGUUGGAAGACGUAUCAGAUCCAACCAUGUGGUAUCCAUUUGCCAUUUCAGGAAUCAACAUUACUGGAAUUCUUAUCAACAUGAUUAGAUCUCAUGAAAUUGUUGAAGUGUUUUAUGGUUUAAAUUUUGAACAGGACGAACAAACUCAUCAAACAACCACAGAGAAUAUCUUCCAAGGCCUCUACAAUUAUGUUUUCAUCAAUUUUCAUGAAUACUAUGUGAAGAACAAUGGUACUGUGAUGAAAUUCAACAUACUUUUACAAGAGUAUUUAAGGCAACCUUCGGUGCAACAUGCUUUAAAGACUCACACCAUAUCGCCCUACUCGUUGCUCUAA
Naegleria lovaniensis is the source of this 987-nucleotide messenger RNA. RefSeq lists its product as uncharacterized. Gene Ontology annotation, molecular function: GTPase activator activity. The transcript has 6 exons. The coding region runs from base 1 to 987 and encodes 328 amino acids. The record is from RefSeq and is a predicted model, not a curated record. Lineage: Eukaryota; Heterolobosea; Eutetramitea; Acrasida; Naegleriidae.